Molecule: messenger RNA, 624 nt
Organism: Clupea harengus (Atlantic herring)
Lineage: Eukaryota; Metazoa; Chordata; Actinopteri; Clupeiformes; Clupeidae
Gene: neurog1
Product: neurogenin 1
Biological process (GO): axon development; sensory organ development; positive regulation of transcription by RNA polymerase II
Cellular component (GO): nucleus
Molecular function (GO): DNA-binding transcription factor activity, RNA polymerase II-specific; E-box binding; protein dimerization activity
Source: RefSeq, a predicted model, not a curated record
AUGGAGAACAUUUACUCUGACAUCGACAGCUCCAACUGUGACUACUCAUACGAUGAGGACUCUCGCAGCAGCACCCAGGACGCAUCCCCUGCGUGCUCGGUUGACUCAUCCUUGAGUGGCAUGCAGGAGGCAUGCUCCGAGCCACAGCAGAAGAAGAGGCGCAGGGGGCGGGCGAGGAACGAAACCACUGUGCGUGUCGUCAAGAAGAAUCGCCGUGUGAAGGCGAACGACCGCGAGAGGAACAGAAUGCACAGCCUAAACGACGCCCUGGACACGCUGAGGACCGUGCUCCCUGCUUUUCCCGAUGACACCAAACUUACCAAGAUUGAGACAUUGCGCUUUGCCCAUAACUACAUCUGGGCUCUCUCAGAAACCAUAAGGAUUGCAGACCAGACCAAGACCAAGCCCAUGGACACCACGCUUCUUCUGUCAUCUCUAGGUUGCGUGGCGGAUGCCCCAAGUCCUGGGAGCGAAGCUUGCUCCUGGUCGUCCAGCGCGUCCUCCUCGUCAUCUCCUUCGUCCUGCACUUCCUAUCCAAGCAGCCCCGCAACUAUGGAUGACUAUGGAUAUUUGCAAAAAGAUGUCGUUUACGGUUUUCACAACUUCGUCCCCAGCGUCUACUAA